Colletotrichum destructivum is the source of this 949-nucleotide messenger RNA. Its product is annotated as Putative 60S ribosomal subunit assembly/export protein Loc1. The record is from RefSeq and is a predicted model, not a curated record. Gene Ontology annotation, molecular function: mRNA binding. The transcript is spliced from 2 exons. Gene Ontology annotation, biological process: ribosomal large subunit biogenesis; intracellular mRNA localization. Lineage: Eukaryota; Fungi; Ascomycota; Sordariomycetes; Glomerellales; Glomerellaceae. Gene Ontology annotation, cellular component: preribosome, large subunit precursor; nucleolus. The coding region runs from base 107 to 715 and encodes 202 amino acids.
UCUAGAUUUCGCACUUGGUCCCUCCAACUCCCCAUCUCGCCGAGUUGCGACAAGUCCCAAUUCACACAUACCCGCCACUCUCGCAACUACACACACGACCUCCACAAUGGCGCCCUCAAAGACGAGAACCAUCAAGAACAAGCACGCAUCCAACGGCUCCGGUAUUAAGAACAGCAAGAAUGCCGCCAAGAACGCCAGCGCUGUGCCCGACGGCAUCGUCAGGAAAUCCAAGGACACCCCCAAGGGUACCAAGCCGCUGAAGGCCAAGGGGAAGUCGAACCUCGACGCCCUGCUGAAGAAGCGCAAGAAGAAGGUCUACACAGAGGCGGAGCUCGAUAUUCCCAAGUUGAACAUGGUCACGCCCGCCGGCGUGGCGAAGCCCAAGGGCAAGAAGAAGGGCAAGGUCUUUGUCGACGAUAGGGAGAGCAUGACGACAAUUCUGGCCAUGGUACAGGCCGAGAAGGAGGGCCAGAUCGAGUCUAAGAUGAUGAAGGCUAGACAGAUGGAGGAGAUCCGCGAAGCCCGCCGAGUAGAGGCCGAGAAGAAGGACGAAGAGAGGAAGUCGAAGUUGGAGGACACCAAGGACUCCCUGCGUAAGAAGAGGAAGCGCGCCACCAACGGGAAGCCCGAUACCGAGGAGAACGUCAACCACAUCGCGAUCUCCGGGUCCCGGGCCGCCAAGCCCAAGAAGAAGAAGAGCGUCUCGUUCGCGUAAGGGACCAUCGACGAGUGGAGAGGCGCUGCCUCUUAGUAUUAGCAUGUGUUUGCAUCAUGGGCGGCGUUCGGGAGUGCCAAAACAAAACAUACUGGACUGGGAAGUGGGAGGGGGAUCUUAUAUUCGUCUUGUUUUAAACCCCUUGUAGUGUUUCGCGGCGUUCAGAGCGGAUACCAUGGCGGAUCUUGCCCUUCCGCGAGAGCUUAAUGCAUCACCAACGGGCAACUACCAAGC